Molecule: messenger RNA, 1347 nt
Organism: Nycticebus coucang (slow loris)
Lineage: Eukaryota; Metazoa; Chordata; Mammalia; Primates; Lorisidae
Product: leukocyte immunoglobulin-like receptor subfamily A member 6
Source: RefSeq, a predicted model, not a curated record
AUGACUGAUCAUGGAACCCUCCCCAGAGCCACCAUCUGGCCUGAACCAGACUCUGUGAUAACCAGGGGAAGCCCUGUGACUAUCUGGUGUCAGGGGACAUUGGAUGCCCAGGAAUACCAACUGGAAAAACAGGGAAGCUUCUGGGACAGAAAUAAACCACUGGAGCCUGGGAACAAGGCCAAGUUCAAUAUCCAGUAUAUGACAGAGCACUAUGCAAUGGGAUAUCGCUGUUACUAUCACAGCCCUGCUGGAUGGUCAGACCAUAGUGACACCCUGGAGCUCAUGGUGACAGGAGUCUACAGCAAACCCACCCUCUCAUCCCUGAAGAGCCCUGUGGUGACCUCAGGGGGAAAUAUGACCCUCCAGUGUGGGUCACAGGUGGGAUUUGCCAGGUUUACUUUGACCAAGGAAGAAGAACAAAAGCUGUCCUGGACACUGGACUCACCCUCCAAUGGCAAGUUCCAGGCCCUGUUUUCUGUGGGCCCUGUGAUCCCUGGGCACAGAUGGAUGUUCAGAUGCUAUGGCUAUUACAGGAACAACCCCCAGGUGUGAUCAGAACCCAGUGACCCCCUGGAGCUCCUGGUCUCAGGUGUGUCUAGGAAGCCCUCGCUCCUCACCCUGCAGGGCCAUGUCAUGGCCCCUGGACAGAACCUGACCCUCCAGUGUCGCUCUGAUGUCAGCUAUGACAGAUUUGCCCUGUCCCGGGAUGAGGGACGUGUCCUCACCCAGCUCCCUGGCUGGCAGCCCCAGGCUGGACUCUCUCAGGCCAACUCUCCCCUGGGCCCUGUGAGGGGCUCCCAUGGGGGUCAGUACAGAUGCUAUGGUGGAUACAACCUCUCCUCUGAGUGGUCAGCCCCCAGUGACCCCCUGGACAUCCUGAUCGCAGGACAGCUCUUUUACAGACCCUUCAUCUCCGUGCAGCCGGGCCCCACAGUGUCCUCAGGAGAGGAUGUGACCUUUGUGUGCCAGUCAUGGAGCCCAACAGACACUUUCUUUCUGGCCAAGGAGGGAGCAGGAAAUUGCCCCCUGCAUCUCAGAUCAAAGUCUAGAUCUGGGCAGUUCCUGGCUGAAUUCUCCUUGAGUUCUGUGAGCCCACACAGCCCUUCUCCUUACCUGUUGUCACUGCCCAGUGAACCCGUGGAGUUCAUGGUCUCAGGAGCAGAGCAGUUGACAUCAUUACCCCCUCAUAGAACAAGUCAGACCCUAGGACUGCACCACACCCCCAAUCACACCAUGGAGAAUCUCAUCCACAUGGACAUGGCUGGCUUGAUCCUGGUGGCCUUCGGAAUUCUGCUGUUUCAGGGGUUGCAUGGCCAGAGAAGCCCCCAAGAUGUCACCAGGAGAUAA